UAUUUUUCUUCUUUGUACGUGGUGGUCAAUUUAUCAGAAGCGAAAAUCCUCGACGGAAGUCGGCAAUGGGCAAAUGAUCCUAGCAGUCGUGCCCAACAUUUUUUGUGAAACCCAUAUUUGACUUGACUCUCCAGUUAUAACCUCCCUGGUAGACGAAUUUCUAUCCUAGGAUUUAGCCAUAUAUAUUUCAUACUUUGAAAUUACAUUACUGUGUGAUUUAAUUUGAUUUGUCGAUACAGGUCCUAAGAAUCAUGGACGGCGGAGAUCAGUCGGGAGAGAAGCGUAAACAGAUUUCUUGCGGUCUUUACAGUAGCUGCCCGGCUUCACUUAAAGCAGCUUUGCACUCGGCAUUUGAUUAUGGAUUUCAUUUUAUAGUAACGCAAAUUACACAUCCCAACUACACAAGAGAUCUAAAUAAACCCGACUCUCCAUUUUUUAUUGGGAGAACUGACCGAGUACUGAAAGCAACGGAAUGGAACAGAUUAAUUGUUGGCGAACUAACAACCAAUAUUGAUGUCGAUAGCGAAAUUGAACAUGUCAGAAGGGUUAGCAAAAAUACAUUAAAACAAGAGCUUGGAUUUGCAAUUCAUUUAGGAAUACCUGCUGUUUUAUUACAUCUUUGUAAACCUGACAAUGUACAUUUGGCUCGAAUAGUUAAUAGUCAUCUUGUUUCAAAUUCUUGUUUUGCAGUUUGGGUGCAGGUCCCAUUAGUGCAUCCCUCUCGAACAAGCCCUAUUAGUGAUAAGGAUAUUGAUUCUUGGGAGUGGUGGAACAAUUUCCGAAUUCAUUGUGAUUAUGACAAACGGGUUGGAGUUGUUUUGGAAAUGCCCGAUAUAAGUUCCAUUCCAUCAACAGAGGAAUUAGAUAGAUGGAUUGGUGAACCAGUAAAAGCCUUAGUUAUUCCAACUUCAUAUUUUUUAACUAAUCAAUAUGGCAAGCCAGUAUUAUCUAAAGCACAUCAGGAAAUUAUCAGAAGAUUUAUAACAAUUGAUGUACAGUACAUUAUUCAUUUAGAUACUGAAGCAGACUUUUUUAUGUAUGUUAAAUAUAUGAAUUUCCUAGGAAAGAAGUUAUACAGUUGUGAUAUCAUGGCCGAAUUUGUUCAAGGCUGUGAGGAUUAUCUGCAAUGCCCUUUACAGCCUCUCACUGAACAUUUAGAAACCAAUGUAUAUGAGGUGUUUGAAAAAGAUCAAGUAAAAUAUGAUGUUUACCAAAAAGCUAUUUAUGAUGCUUUACAAGAAUGGACUGAAGAGAGAAAUCCUGUUAUAAUGGUUGUAGGCGCUGGGCGGGGUCCUUUGGUCCAGGCAGUACUUAAUGUGUCUGUAUUGCUUAAUAGAGAGGUAAAAUUGUAUGCCAUAGAGAAGAACCCUUAUGCGGUCAAUACCUUGGCAGAAAGGGUUCGCCGUGAGUGGGGCUCAGAUAAAGUGACUUUGGUGAAAACUGAUAUGCGUAGUUGGAAACCACCAGAGAAGGCUGAUAUUUUAGUAUCAGAAUUGCUUGGGUCGUUUGGUGACAAUGAGCUAUCCCCGGAAUGCUUAGAUGGCGCACAAAGAUUGUUAUGUCCUCGAAAGGGCGUUUCUAUUCCAGCUUCCUAUACAUCAUAUUUAGCGCCCCUUCAAAGUAUAAAAAUAUAUAACGAGAUUCGAGCCAACAGACCUUCCGACAAAACUUUACGGCAAGUUUUUGAAACACCAUACGUGGUCCACCUUGCGAAUUAUCAACAACUCGCUCCCGCCCAGGCUUUGUUUACGUUUGAGCACCCGAAUUUUGCCGCCUACAUAGACAACAGGCGACGAAAACGACUUCGGUUUGGUCCCGUGCGUCAAGCGUGCGUGCUGACAUCUUUUGCCGGUUUUUUCGAAGCUUAUCUUUACGGCAAUGUAGUACUGUCAACCAAUCCCUCCACACAUACUCCUGACAUGGUUUCCUGGUUUCCGAUUGUGUUCCCAUUGGCGGAACCUGUCCAAUUGCGUGCCGGAGACGUGGUUCAAGUGUCGUUUUGGCGCGAGGAGUCAACCGAUCGUGUGUGGUACGAAUGGUGUUUGGAGUUACCCUUGCGAUCAUCAAUCAUGAACCCCAACGGACGUUCGUACCAUAUAAAGAAACAUUAAUUAUUUCGAUUUCGUCACAAUAUAAACGUUUUUAUUUU
Molecule: messenger RNA, 2149 nt
Organism: Cylas formicarius (sweet potato weevil)
Lineage: Eukaryota; Metazoa; Arthropoda; Insecta; Coleoptera; Brentidae
Gene: csul
Product: protein arginine N-methyltransferase 5
Exons: 9
Coding region: 252-2111 (619 amino acids)
Biological process (GO): peptidyl-arginine N-methylation; regulation of DNA-templated transcription
Cellular component (GO): nucleus; cytosol
Source: RefSeq, a predicted model, not a curated record